Mandrillus leucophaeus (drill) is the source of this 7451-nucleotide messenger RNA. It is a transcript of the gene GRM5, whose product is annotated as glutamate receptor, metabotropic 5. NCBI's taxonomy places the organism in Eukaryota, Metazoa, Chordata, Mammalia, Primates, Cercopithecidae. Bases 402 to 3434 code for a protein of 1010 amino acids. Gene Ontology annotation, molecular function: adenylate cyclase inhibiting G protein-coupled glutamate receptor activity; G protein-coupled receptor activity involved in regulation of postsynaptic membrane potential. The transcript is spliced from 11 exons. Gene Ontology annotation, biological process: trans-synaptic signaling by endocannabinoid, modulating synaptic transmission; G protein-coupled glutamate receptor signaling pathway; regulation of synaptic transmission, glutamatergic. Gene Ontology annotation, cellular component: postsynaptic density membrane. The record is from RefSeq and is a predicted model, not a curated record.
AGUAGCGGGGAGAUUGCUGCACAAGCCGCCCUCAGCUCGGCUGUUCUGCGCACGCUGAGCGGAGGGGAUGAGCUUGAGAUCAUCUUGGGGGGGAAGCCGGGGACUGGAGAGGCCGGCUCUGCCCCGCUGAUCCCUGUGGCCCAACUUUUCGGGGGGCUAGCUAGACCGAGUCUCACUGCUUGCUGCGCAGCCAACAGGGGGGUUUAGAAGAUCGUGACCACAUGGAUCAUCUAACUGAAUGGUACAUGGGGACACAAUGGUCCUAUAGAGAAUAUAUGUGAAUUGUUGGCUAAUUUCUUGAUUUGCGACUCAACAUAGGACAUCGCUUGUUCAUAUCUAUCAGAACACUCCUGAAUUUUCCCCACCAUGCUAUCUUUAUUAGCUUGAACUCCUUCCCUAAAAUGGUCCUUCUGUUGAUCCUGUCAGUCUUACUUUUGAAAGAAGAUGUCCGUGGGAGUGCACAGUCCAGUGAGAGGAGGGUGGUGGCUCACAUGCCAGGUGACAUCAUUAUUGGAGCUCUCUUUUCUGUUCAUCACCAGCCUACUGUGGACAAAGUUCAUGAGAGGAAGUGUGGGGCGGUCCGUGAACAGUAUGGCAUUCAGAGAGUGGAGGCCAUGCUACAUACCCUGGAAAGGAUCAAUUCAGACCCUACGCUCUUGCCCAACAUCACACUGGGCUGUGAGAUAAGGGAUUCCUGCUGGCAUUCGGCUGUGGCCCUAGAGCAGAGCAUUGAGUUCAUAAGAGAUUCCCUCAUUUCUUCAGAAGAGGAAGAGGGCUUGGUACGCUGUGUAGAUGGUUCCUCCUCUUCCUUCCGCUCCAAGAAGCCCAUAGUAGGGGUCAUUGGGCCUGGCUCCAGUUCUGUAGCCAUUCAGGUCCAGAACUUGCUCCAGCUUUUCAACAUACCUCAGAUUGCUUAUUCGGCAACCAGCAUGGAUCUGAGUGACAAGACUCUGUUCAAAUAUUUCAUGAGAGUUGUGCCUUCAGAUGCUCAACAGGCAAGGGCCAUGGUGGACAUAGUGAAGAGGUACAACUGGACCUAUGUAUCAGCUGUGCACACAGAAGGCAACUAUGGAGAAAGUGGGAUGGAAGCCUUCAAAGAUAUGUCAGCGAAGGAAGGGAUUUGCAUCGCCCACUCUUACAAAAUCUACAGUAAUGCAGGAGAGCAGAGCUUUGAUAAGCUGCUGAAGAAGCUCACAAGUCACUUGCCUAAGGCCCGGGUGGUGGCCUGCUUCUGUGAGGGUAUGACGGUGAGAGGUCUGCUGAUGGCCAUGAGGCGCCUGGGUCUAGCGGGAGAAUUUCUGCUUCUGGGCAGUGAUGGCUGGGCUGACAGGUAUGAUGUGACAGAUGGAUAUCAGCGAGAAGCUGUUGGUGGCAUCACAAUCAAGCUCCAGUCUCCCGAUGUCAAGUGGUUUGAUGAUUAUUAUCUGAAGCUCCGGCCAGAAACAAACCAUCGAAACCCUUGGUUUCAAGAAUUUUGGCAGCAUCGUUUUCAGUGCCGACUGGAAGGGUUUCCACAGGAGAACAGCAAAUACAACAAGACUUGCGAUAGUUCUCUGACUCUGAAAACACAUCAUGUUCAGGAUUCCAAAAUGGGAUUUGUGAUCAACGCCAUCUAUUCGAUGGCCUAUGGGCUCCACAACAUGCAGAUGUCCCUCUGCCCAGGCUAUGCAGGACUCUGUGAUGCAAUGAAGCCAAUUGAUGGACGGAAACUUUUGGAGUCCCUGAUGAAAACCAAUUUUACUGGGGUUUCUGGAGAUAUGAUCCUAUUCGACGAGAAUGGAGACUCUCCAGGAAGGUAUGAAAUAAUGAAUUUCAAGGAAAUGGGAAAAGAUUAUUUUGAUUAUAUCAACGUUGGAAGUUGGGACAAUGGAGAAUUAAAAAUGGAUGAUGAUGAAGUAUGGUCCAAGAAAAGCAACAUCAUCAGAUCUGUGUGCAGUGAACCAUGUGAGAAAGGCCAGAUCAAGGUGAUCCGAAAGGGAGAAGUCAGCUGUUGUUGGACCUGUACACCUUGUAAGGAGAAUGAGUAUGUCUUUGAUGAGUAUACAUGCAAGGCAUGCCAGCUGGGGUCUUGGCCCACUGACGAUCUCACAGGUUGUGAUUUGAUUCCAGUACAGUAUCUUCGAUGGGGUGACCCUGAACCCAUUGCAGCUGUGGUGUUUGCCUGCCUUGGCCUCCUAGCCACCCUGUUUGUUACUGUAGUCUUCAUCAUUUACCGGGAUACACCAGUAGUCAAGUCCUCAAGCAGGGAACUCUGUUACAUUAUCCUUGCUGGCAUCUGCCUGGGCUACUUAUGUACCUUCUGCCUCAUUGCAAAACCCAAACAGAUUUACUGCUACCUUCAGAGAAUUGGCAUUGGUCUGUCCCCAGCCAUGAGCUACUCAGCCCUUGUAACAAAGACCAACCGUAUUGCAAGGAUCCUGGCUGGCAGCAAGAAGAAGAUCUGUACCAAAAAGCCCAGAUUCAUGAGUGCCUGUGCCCAGCUAGUGAUUGCUUUCAUUCUCAUAUGCAUCCAGUUGGGCAUCAUUGUUGCCCUCUUUAUAAUGGAGCCUCCUGACAUAAUGCAUGACUACCCAAGCAUUCGAGAAGUCUACCUGAUCUGUAACACCACCAACUUAGGAGUUGUCACUCCACUUGGAUACAAUGGAUUGUUGAUUUUGAGCUGCACCUUCUAUGCAUUCAAGACCAGAAAUGUUCCAGCUAACUUCAACGAGGCCAAGUAUAUCGCCUUCACAAUGUACACGACCUGCAUUAUAUGGCUAGCUUUUGUACCAAUCUACUUUGGCAGCAACUACAAAAUCAUCACCAUGUGUUUCUCGGUCAGCCUCAGUGCCACAGUGGCCCUAGGCUGCAUGUUUGUGCCGAAGGUGUACAUCAUCCUGGCCAAACCAGAGAGAAAUGUGCGCAGCGCCUUCACCACAUCUACUGUGGUGCGCAUGCAUGUAGGGGAUGGCAAGUCAUCCUCCGCAGCCAGCAGAUCCAGCAGCCUAGUCAACCUGUGGAAGAGAAGGGGCUCCUCUGGGGAAACCUUAAGGUACAAAGACAGGAGACUGGCCCAGCACAAGUCGGAAAUAGAGUGUUUCACCCCCAAAGGGAGUAUGGGGAAUGGUGGGAGAGCAACAAUGAGCAGCUCCAAUGGAAAAUCUGUCACGUGGGCCCAGAACGAGAAGAGCAGCCGGGGGCAGCACCUGUGGCAGCGCCUGUCCAUCCACAUCAACAAGAAAGAAAAUCCCAACCAAACGGCAGCUGCGGCCGCCAAGCCAGACCUGGAGGAGUUGGUGGCUCUCACCCCGCCGUCCCCCUUCAGAGACUCGGUGGACUCGGGGAGCACAACCCCCAACUCGCCAGUGUCGGAGUCGGCCCUCUGUAUCCCGUCGUCUCCCAAAUAUGACACUCUUAUCAUAAGAGAUUACACUCAGAGCUCCUCGUCGUUGUGAAUGUCCCUGGAAAGCGCACCGGCCUGCGCGUGCGGAGCAGAGCCCCCCGUGUUCACACACACAGUGGCAAGCAUAGUCGCCUGGUUACGGCCCAGGGGGAAGACGCCAAGUGCACCCCUUGAUGGAAACACGAGAUCCAUAGUGCUAUCUCACGACAACCGACGAAGACACCGACGACAAAUCUUUUGGCAGAUUUUCUUCUAGUGGCCUUAGAAAACAUGGGCUUUUAAGAAACACGGCUGAUAUCUUUGAGGGCUGACAAGGCGUCUGUUCAAACAGUUCCAUACCAAGUGCUUUGCUCUAGGAAAGCAGUGCGUGUGAAACAGCGUAACGGAGGGUGAAGAGCAUAGUUAAUAAGCAACUGUAAAAAGUUUUAUUUGUUUACUUUAAUUCUUUUCCCAGAAGAGUCUUUGAUUCACCAAACAUGAAUGUACAUUUUCUAACAAACUCAAAAUCUGGGACCAAAACAUCAACUUUUCUCUUUCUUUUUUCUUUCUUUUUGUUUUUUCUUUCCUGUAAAGACCUUGAAAAGCAGUAACUUGGGUCCAGUAUUUACUGAGGCGUUGUGAAUGUGUCCCAUGCAUAACACACGACUGGAUAGUGAGUGCUGCGCUAAUGUACUACGUAGGGCUUCUACCAGAGAUUUUCCUCUCCAAUUGGGUUGUGAAAUACUCUUCCAAAAGCCUGCAUCGGGGAUUCCACCUACUUAUUUCAGAUUCACCUCCAUUAACCAAGAAAACCAGUGGAAGAUUUCUUGACUAUUUCACCAUGUUGCCAAUCAAUACUGGAGUAGCAAAAAAAUAUUUUCUGGAAUACUGUUUUGUAAUUCCCUCACUGGGGUGCAUUGUAGCUGGAAAUUCUCUUUAUAAUCAUUCUUGAGCUCCAGCCUGGCUAUCUCUUUCAAGAAACAUGGCCACUCCUCUUUAGGAAUGCUGUUCCGUUUGCAUUGCCAACUAAAAUAUUAAAAUAUGCAUUGGGGCUUCUUCAUUCCUUUAUUUUGAGAACCUGAUGCACAAAGAGCUCCUUUGUUCUUUUUGAGUCCCACCACUGGAAGAGUGGUCCAUAGACCCCAUGAAGACAUUGUCACGAUUUGAGAGACUGUUGUUGAAAGGAUUAACACAAUCUUAAUACACUGAAAAUUUUAAACUGUGUCAAGUCAGCUUAGUGGAGAUUUAGUUAUGCCAGUGAGCAGUGAUUUUAACUAUUCUUGGCUGCUUAAACAGGGCAGCUAUGAACUAUGACAAAUGUAGAUUUUUCAAAGCAAUACAAAAUACUAAAAAAGAGGAACCUUAAUGAAUAUUAACCACACAGUCUUUCUUAGCCAUUCCAAAAAGAGGCAAAGCAAUUCUUAUUUUCUUUUUUUAAAUAAUGAUUCAUAUUAUUUUGUGCACUUCAUACUGUCACUUUUUAAAACUGCAGAAAAGAGAUUUAGAGGUAUAAUAGAAACAAGUGUGCUUUGAUAGUCUCAAAUAGGUAGAAUUCAUAGUUCAAGACCUGAAUCCACUGUCAUCUCUUUCUUCCUCCCAUUGCAGCUAUCCUCAGGUACCAAAUGUUUUGAUUUUUAAAUAAGGAUAGUAAUAAAUGGAGGAGGUGUCCUAUAAAUUCAAAGUUCAGUUGACCCAGCCUUAUACUUAAGAUAGCCUUAUGAAAAAUAUAUGCUGUGAGGCAGAAGUAUAUUUUGGCAGAGAGAAAAAUAAAUAAAACUUUUUCUUUUAGCUAAUAUCCUUAUUUUGGUAAGUAAUUUUUUUUUUAUUUCACAUCUACUUAAAAGAAACUAAACUGAGAAAUAGAAGUCAGUCCAUUGGCAUAAUUUAUCAUUCUUCACUUUAAAAAAUUCUAAUAAAUAUUGUGCUUGAGUUUUCUUUUCUGCUAUUUGUUCUUACUUGCAACUUUAAGUCAAACCUCCCAAUACAAAACAUUAAAAGCUAACAUUCAUGUACUAAAGUAUUAAUUUACAAGAAAUCAAACCUCCCAUGCUAGAUUUGAAAAUAACAUCAUCACAGCACCCUGAUCCCAAAUAUUAUAACGAGGCUUUUAAAAUGUAAGUGAAAUCCAGCUAAGUUUCAUAGUUUCAUUGAAAGCAAAUGUCUGCCUCUACCUGAAAAACAAAUGGAAAUCUUUUGAAGUAUUAAUACCCUUUGGAUCCUCAUAAAAACGAUGGCAUUCACCUGAGGAUUCCUAUCUUGACUUCUUAGGUAUUAAAAACCUUUCUCGAUAUGCUCUACAUUUUAAAAUUUGUUUCAUAAAAUCCUUAUGUUGAUUUUCAUUUUAUUCUCAAGUACAAUACGUUUCACUCUAGACCAAUAGAAGAACAUGUUUAAACUUUGUUCAUGGUCAAAUUCAUUUUCUAUGUUUUAGUAACAUGGCUCUUAAAAAGUACACUACCUUACAAAAAAACUUCAUUUGAAAUUAAAUUUAAUGCAAGUAAAUUGCCAUCUGAUAAUUCCACAUGCUAUCAUAAUCAACUGUAAUAAUAAAAAUGAUUUAUCCAAUUAGAAGAAAACAAGAUAUAUUUUUCUCUGUAUUUCUACAACUUUUGCCACUUCAUUGACUACAUUGUAUAUUGGACAUCAGAUUAUUAGUAAUGCAUUAUUGAGAUCUUUUAUUUUGGAAUGAUGCUAACUCUGUCUCUUUGCCAAUUCUAAUACCAGGUUCCAAGUAAUAACUCUACAGUACAAAAAGAACUGAAUAUUCAUUCUAGGGCUAUAGGAUAUGAACUUCACAAUUCAUUUGGGUACAUUCUCAUUGAAUUUCCUUCAAAACAAUCUGUUCCUGGUGCCCAGUGAUAAUUCAGUCGGGACCAGCAUGACUAAAAGGAAGGGGAUAUGCUAAGGCUCAGCAAAGUGACCCUAAAGGAGAGAUAUGUCCCAGGAUGGAAAGAAGAAGAUGUGGUUUAACCAAGUUAUACUGACUAAUCUAAUCAGUCCAUUCGUCCUUCUAUUUUGGGAAAGGAGUGGGGACAGCCUAAGAAGAACAUAUCUGCAUUGGGAAGAACCGUCUUUCCGGGCUAGGGAUGGGGAACAGAAAGGGAGUAUGGAAAGAAAAAUUUUAACAGAUUUGACUGAAGCAAGGAAAAAAAGCAAAUCCCCAAAUGUGCUAAUCCUUGAAAGUAACUAUCUUUCCCAAACUACUGCUGUUACCAGCAAGUGAUCAGGAAGACUAGGAGCUAUUUCUGACUGUAAAUGAAUUGUAUAAUGGCUCUGCUGCAGUUCUGUGACUUCCAAGCCAGGAAUUAAAUGCUCUUUUUAAGAAUAACAAAAAACAAAAGCAUUUCCUAUGCUAGUCUCCCAGUAAAAUGUACAUGUUUUGGAGACUUCAAAGGUAUUAUAUGAGUUCACAUUUAGCAACAGCUUAUUAAUAACCCUCAAGCUGUCAGAAUCUCUAUAGUUACCAUUUACAAUUUUAUACUGUGAAAAAAUACAGAUCAGUGAAAGCAUAAAGAUAAAUCAGAAUUCACUUUGAAGAGGGUCUGAGGCCUGGGAGAGUCUCUACUGUCUAUUGAAGAAUGAGGCAUGUAUAAAAUAGUUGGUUGAAUUUCACUGAUCUUCCCAAUGUGAACAAAUAUACUAUGUAUAUUGUGUGUAUUUCUAGAAAUCAAUGGCAGCUGCUGAUGGUGUUGUAAUUAGAAAUCUAUAUAGAUUAUAGAUGUUUUAGAAAGAUGGUGCCAAUCCUAAAAGAUUUGUGUGGGCUAAAAGUGCUUGUACUUACUUUUUUCUGCACUUAUAACUGAUUUGGUUUUAAAAUUGUGUGCGUGUAUCUGUUCUUUCACUGUUGUGGCAGCUUGUACUAUUAAAAUAAUAGAGAAUGUUAAAUUAUUUUGAUGUGAAUUGCAAAUGAUUUUUUUUCAUAAAGUUUAACAUUUUUAUCAGCAUUGUUUUGCUUUGUACUUGUAUAAAUAUGUUUUAUUUUAGCACUUCAAAAUAUACUUGCCUGUUUCUCAGUUGUCUAAAUCAUGUUGUACUUGGUGUUUGUGAAGCCAGUUACUUUUCAAAAAACAUUAAAAAAACUGUAAUAUGA